Giardia duodenalis is the source of this 912-nucleotide messenger RNA. Its product is annotated as Cathepsin B. Gene Ontology annotation, cellular component: lysosome. Bases 1 to 912 code for a protein of 303 amino acids. The record is from RefSeq and is a predicted model, not a curated record. Gene Ontology annotation, molecular function: cysteine-type endopeptidase activity. The transcript has a single exon. NCBI's taxonomy places the organism in Eukaryota, Fornicata, Diplomonadida, Hexamitidae.
AUGGCUUUAUCUUUGCUCUUGGCUGUAGUUUGUGCAAAGCCCCUGGUGAGCCGCGCCGAGCUAAGGCGGAUUCAGGCUCUCAAUCCUCCAUGGAAAGCAGGGAUGCCAAAAAGGUUUGAAAACGUCACAGAAGAUGAAUUUCGUAGCAUGCUGAUCCGUCCCGACCGUCUUAGAGCAAGAUCUGGCUCUCUACCACCAAUUUCGAUAACAGAAGUCCAGGAACUCGUAGAUCCUAUUCCGCCUCAGUUCGACUUCCGUGAUGAGUACCCUCAGUGCGUGAAACCAGCGCUGGACCAAGGAAGUUGCGGGGGAUGUUGGGCAUUCUCAGCUAUAGGAGUGUUCGGGGACAGGCGCUGUGCGAUGGGCAUCGAUAAGGAGGCCGUCUCCUACUCGCAGCAACACCUCAUAUCCUGCUCACUAGAGAACUUUGGCUGUGAUGGAGGCGAUUUUCAACCGACAUGGAGCUUUCUAACUUUCACAGGAGCAACCACAGCUGAAUGCGUUAAGUACGUUGACUAUGGUCACACCGUAGCGUCUCCGUGCCCUGCGGUCUGUGACGACGGAUCUCCGAUACAGCUCUACAAGGCACAUGGAUAUGGACAGGUGAGCAAGAGUGUUCCGGCCAUAAUGGGAAUGCUCGUCGCUGGCGGACCGCUGCAGACCAUGAUCGUCGUGUACGCUGACCUGUCGUACUAUGAAAGCGGUGUCUAUAAACACACCUAUGGAACCAUCAAUCUUGGGUUCCAUGCUUUGGAAAUAGUUGGCUACGGGACCACUGAUGACGGGACGGACUACUGGAUUAUAAAGAACUCCUGGGGCCCCGAUUGGGGCGAAAACGGGUACUUCCGGAUUGUCCGCGGAGUCAAUGAGUGCAGGAUAGAGGAUGAAAUCUAUGCUGUAUAUCUUGACUAG